This is a messenger RNA of Suillus paluster, 2046 nucleotides long. RefSeq lists its product as uncharacterized. Gene Ontology annotation, cellular component: nucleus. Gene Ontology annotation, molecular function: DNA binding; DNA-directed DNA polymerase activity. Gene Ontology annotation, biological process: double-strand break repair via nonhomologous end joining. The record is from RefSeq and is a predicted model, not a curated record. Lineage: Eukaryota; Fungi; Basidiomycota; Agaricomycetes; Boletales; Suillaceae. The transcript is spliced from 13 exons. The coding region runs from base 78 to 1808 and encodes 576 amino acids.
GUCAUUUUCGCUAUACUUCUCAUUCGCACAAAGCUGUAACAUUAAUUGUGUUCGUUGCAACUCUGUCAUCCUUGCAGAUGCCUUUCAAGCGGCCAUUGAGCUCGCAUACCAGUGAUGAUGAAUCCUUGUUUUCUCACGACCAACAUUCCAAACGAGUUUGUUCCGGCUCGCCAUGGAAUAUUGGGGAGGAGAAACCCCUUCUGGUGUACAUCUUACAAGCCAAAAUACAUCCGGAAACAAUGUCUGAGCUCGCCGCGCUAGUCGAGAACUAUACAAUUGAGCGUGUUGACUCCCAGAGGAACCAAGGCCCAGGUGUCGUUAGCAAGCUCAACCUUGAACUCACUGGCGAUGUAAAAAAGGCGAACAUCAUUGUCACCGCAAUUAAAAUGAGGCAACGCCUGGAAAGGCACAUUGAUUGGAGAAUUGCGAAAACGAAGGCCAUCGUAACACCAUCAUGGCUUCGAGAUUCCGUAAAGUCCGGUCAGCCCCUUUCAUGCGGCAAUUAUGUUGCAGUCCACAACUUGGAAGACGAAGCCUUGCAACAUUGUCCAGACACUGUCCAAGACAUUUCAUCUAGUAGUUCGAUCCACCUUCCCUCACCAGAGAAGGAAAGCUCUUGGCAGACAGAACCUGAUGAACCAAUAGAUGCUACUGAAGCGGAGUCAUUGUCGUGCAAUGCAAAAUACAGUUGCCUACGACCGUCGCCACUCGUUUGCCCCAAUCAAGGUCUGGUCAAGGAAAUUGAUAUCAUUCGACGUAGCAGGCAUAUUGAAGGAGAAGACCGAAGCAUGCUCAGCUACUCUAGGGCUAUUUCUGUUAUUAAGGCUUACCCGCAUGUCAUAACGGAACACAAUCUACAUGAUCUCCAUGAGCUACCAUUCUUGGGAGAGAAAGUCCUCUCAAUGAUCGAGGAGUUUCUAAAGACAGGCCGAAUAACAGAAGCGCAGAAAUUUUUGGCAGAUCCGCGGUUUCAGUCCCUCUCUGCUUUCAUCACAAUACAUGGCAUUGGACCCCACUCUGCUCGGCGCCUUUACGACCUUGGCCUCCGCACACUCGAAGAACUUGAACGAUACUAUGAAGUUAUACCAGGCCUGUCUGACGAAGAGACUAUGUCGCUGCUUGAAGCUGAAUCAAGCGCCAACACAGAGGCUGCAGUGGAAAAGUCGAUUAAGAUCGGGCUGGCUCUACGACAUGACUUGAGUCAGACCAUUCCGUGCGAAGAAGUGGAAGAAAUCAAUCGGACCGUCAUGCGAGAACUCAGUCAUGUCCAGAAAGGAUGCAAAAAUGUGAUUGCUGGAGGUUACCGCCGAGGAAAGCCACAAAGCAACGAUGUUGACAUAGUCAUCACCCAUACAGAUUGGAAAAUAGGGUCCCAGAAAGUGAAGGGUCUGUGUAGAAAACUUGUGCAACGACUGCACGAACAAGGCUUCGUUACGCAUGUCAUGCAUCUUUCGGGAUUUCACGAGCACAACGUGCUGCGAACUCGUCACUGGGACUCCUUGGAAAAGGCUCUAACUGUGUUCGUAUGGCCUCACAAUCCAUCGCGACAGAGAAUUUAUCGACGAGUCGAUCUGAUCUUUGCUGCACCCGAAGUAUUUUGGACCGCAGUGGUCGGUUGGACUGGGUCGACAAUGUUCCAAAGAGACUUACGUUUGUGGGCGAAGCAGCAAAAGGGGAUGAAAUUCGACAGCUCUGGAAUAUCACGACGCCAUGAUUCCAGAUUAUAUUAUCCCAGAACGGAACGUGAUGUAUUCAAAGUACUCGGACUGCUUUACGUCCACCCGACGCUGAGGAACGCUGACGCAUGAUCUAACCGGCGAUCUUCAAAAUUCCCACUUGUAUAUUCUGCAAUGCUUGUGCGUGGGGGUAUAUCCCGACGCCGUUCUCUGCUAACUUCGUAGUUACUUCCGCGGAAAUGCAAUAUAUGUAGUUUUCGCCUGAAUGAUAUUGCAAAUGAUAGUCGCCGGUCUUCAGCUUGGCAAGAUAUUUUUCAAUUGCGCUUUCCAAUAUCAUUACCGCUCGCAUCAUAUCGCCCUCUUGUAACAC